Messenger RNA from Drosophila innubila, 3879 nucleotides. It is a transcript of the gene tio, whose product is annotated as protein tiptop. Gene Ontology annotation, molecular function: DNA binding; DNA-binding transcription factor activity, RNA polymerase II-specific. Gene Ontology annotation, cellular component: nucleus. Lineage: Eukaryota; Metazoa; Arthropoda; Insecta; Diptera; Drosophilidae. The coding region runs from base 1 to 3105 and encodes 1034 amino acids. The record is from RefSeq and is a predicted model, not a curated record. The transcript has 3 exons. Gene Ontology annotation, biological process: regulation of transcription by RNA polymerase II.
AUGAUGCUACAUGAGGCUGUAAUGUUGGAGAUCUAUCGUCAAGCGUUGAGUGCCAGUGAGUUGGCGAGUCCGCGUUGUCAGUCCCGAGAAUCGAAUACUUCAGCCAUAGCUGGAGAUGUGCGUUGUCCAUCGAACGAAUCUCAUUGCUCCGCAAAUGAUUGUCUCACCCCGGCGCCCACGCCCACUCCGACAGCCGCCUCUCCGGUGGGUCUUCCCUUGACGGCGACGUUGGCUCCCUCCGCUGCGGCAGCGCUUCUUCCACCGCAGUCGGCAGCGAUGGCCGCUUACCUGGCGGCGGCACAACAGAAUCAUCUGCUGCUGACGAAUCCUUUGGCGGCAGCCGCAUCCUUGGUGCAACAGGCGACGCAACAGGCCGCAUCCCCAGCGAGUAAUCGCCUCGAGGAGGAGGCACCUGCCUUGGAUUUUAGCAGGAAGAGGAAUUCCAGUGAUUGCGAGGCAACUGGCAGCGAUGAGGAGCAGGAACAGGAGCAGCAGGAUCAGGAGACGGCUCCAUUGGAUUUGUCGGUGAGCACAAGGAAGCGACAGACGCCGAACCUGGAACAGGAUGCGCCAGCAAGGAAGUUGCCACGUGGUGGCAACGACUAUAAAUCUCCCUUGCCUCCUGGCAGCUGGGUGCCUCCUAUCAAUCCCUACCUGGCUGCAGUGGCUGCCAAGUCUGGAUUAAAUGGGAAAAUGGGGUCGCCCAAUGAAGCCAGUAAGGCGCUGGAGAAGAUGAGCGAGAUGAGUCGCCUGGAGACGCCUCCACCAAGCAGCAGAGGAUCAGGAGGAGCAGCUGCGGGAGGGGGCAACUCAUCGGGAGGAGGUCGUCACAGUGCCUGGCAAUCGCAUUGGCUCAACAAAGGCGCCGAUGCCGCCAAGGACGUCUUCAAGUGCGUGUGGUGCAAGCAGAGCUUCUCCAGCCUCGCCCUGCUCACCACCCACAUGAAGGAGACCCAACAUUGUGGGGUACAGGUGCCCUCCCCCUCCGCCUCCACCUGCACCCCCUUGACACGCACCACAAACGCGACUUCAACAGCCACUUCGAACUGCUCCAGCAGCAGCUCCACGUCCUCAUCCUCCACAUCAUCCAAGUCCGAGUUGAAUAUGCUCAUCAAGGAGACAAUGCCGUUGCCCAGGAAACUGGUGCGGGGUCAGGACGUCUGGCUGGGCAAGGGGGCGGAGCAGACACGUCAGAUCCUCAAGUGCAUGUGGUGCGGUCAGAGCUUCAGAUCCUUGGCAGAGAUGACGAAUCACAUGCAGGAGACGCAGCAUUAUACGAAUAUCAUAUCCCAGGAGCAGAUCAUCUCUUGGAAAUCCGGCGACGAGCGACCCUCCAAUGGAGGUGGAAGUGGAGGAGGCGCCAAUAGCACCACUGGCAACACCACCACACCCACCACCACCGCUCCAAGUGUCAGCGCUGUUUUGACAUGCAAGGUGUGUGAUCAGGCAUUUGCCACACUCAAGGAGCUCAGCACACACAUGGCACAGCAGUCGCAUUACAAGGAUCCCUCCUCCAGUUGCUCCUCCUCCGUGUCCCCGCCUGCACCACCCUCGACGGCAGGUGGCGCCACCAAGCGUGGCAGACAGACACGGAGCAACGAGAAGCGGAAGAAGUCGUUGCCCGUAAGGAAACUCCUCGAACUGGAGAGAUCCGGAUGUGGUUCCAGCUUGGACUCGGCACUAAAACCCCUAAGGGACUUUGCUGCAGCUACGAAAAUUACUUGCGAGAAAUGUGGCACAAAGAUUGAGACGGCGUUGUUUGUGGAGCACAUACGCAAGUGUCUGGGGGAGAGCAUUCCCAUUCCGCCCAGAAGAUCCCAAACGGAGCAGAGAUUGUCGAGUCCUGGCAUGUCGGAGAAAGCCACUGGAAGUUCGGGGUCCUCUUCAGGCGGAGCACCCUCGGUUUUAAAUGCCCUCGAGCAGUUGAUCGAGAAGAGCUUCGAGUCGAGGGUGGGACGCAUGGCGACGGGUUAUCCGGAGACUGGCACUCCCCUGGGAGCAAGCAUAUUGAAGAGACUAGGGAUUGACGACAGCAGUGACUAUACCAAACCCUUGAUGGAUGCCCAGGCCAUGCAGAUGCAGUUACUCCGUUCUUCCUAUCCCCAGCGGGAUCGCAGCGCCAGUGAAUCGAGUUCCGCCAGUCGCGUUGAGUCCGCCUAUACGCCGGACAGGCAACAAGCAACGCCUCGACGUACUCCCGACACCCCAGCUCCACCCUCGAUGUCGCUACCUCCUCCCAACAGCAGCACUACCAUCAAAUCGGAGCCCUUGGAGAGUGAAUCCGUUGAACUGGAGACGAGUCGACAUCUCAUCAAUGUGAAGAAGGAAUUCAACAUAGAAUCCAAUGCAGGAAAUCCUCGUGCAAGUCCCAGUGCCAGCAGCGAUCGAUCCAACAACUCGCCAAAUGCUCAUCCUCCCAACCAGACGGCAAAUUUAACCGAAAGUGGCAGCCUUCUGGCCUUAAACUCAAUGUUCGAUCAGCUGAGCAAUUUGGAGACCAACAACAACAAUACUGGACAUUGCUUUAACAACAACAACAACAACAAUGGAAAUGGUAACCCUAAAAAGCCCAAGGCGCAUCCUUUGGCCGCCCUGCAAAAGCUGUGCGAGACAACCGAUCCUCCAGCUUGCAAUACACGCAGUGCCUCCGCCUCGUCAGCCACACCGGGAAUGGGGGCGGGGCCGGGCUCUGGAAUGGGCGUGGGCGUGGGCAACGGGAGUGACCUUGUGGCCUUCAGCUGGGCGUGUAACGAGGCCGUGUUGAGUGCGAGCACCGGAGCAGACAUGAUAAUCAAAUGCUCCUUUUGUGAUACGCCAUUUGGGUCAAAGGGCGCCUAUCGUCACCAUCUGUCCAAGGUCCACUUCGUCAAGGACGAAAGGACGGGCGAGGAAUCGCCGACCUUGAAGUCGCCGGCGGCUGCGCAGUCACCGAAAUCGCUGCCUCUGGCAUCGCCGAAACGCUCAGCGUCGCGCAGUCCGGCAACGCCGGCAGUGCAGCAGCUGCCGCAGACGUCGCCGUCGACGUCGCUGUAUGAUGAGAGUCCGCAGUCGAAGUUUUUGAAAUACACGGAGCUCGCCAAGCAGUUGUCCUCGAAGAAUGCCUAAAGAGGAGAGAAAAACAGAAGAAGAAGGAGCUGAAUUAGUAAGGUUAGGUCGCGUAAUCGAUGCAAUUUUCGCUGCAUUGAUUUCUGAUCAAAACAGCAGAGCGCGCGAGAGAGAGCGUUCCGGCACGCUCUUAGUUGCUGCCGCUCUCAACUGCUCUCUCUCCCUCGCUCUCUCUCCCUCGCUCUCUCUCUACAGCCAGAUUUCCCCUACUUUGCUGAAUAAGCGGCCAUAUUUCCCCUGGUUGGGGUAAUGACGUCACAGCGCUGACGACUCUCAGUUUUAUUGUUUGCCAAUUCCCACACACAGUCAGCAUGCCAUCGCAUUCGCACGCACAAGAGGCGUCCAAAAUUCAAUUACCACCACUUUGACGAACUGCUGUCCAUCAAACGACACUCACACAGCAUACAGGCACACCGAUACAAGCACUGGCGGUGCAGCUGCAGGCGUGCGCUAGAGCGAGAUGGUCGUAGUGUGCGCAGCAGUUUGACGAAAGGCGACGACAACAGUUCGUCAAAGUGAAAAACAAACACACAAGCAAAAGCAAAAUACAAAAGCAAAACAUGCUGACCCAUGCGAUUGGAUGGAGCAACAGCAGCAAAAUAACAACAACAAGCAUAGCAAUGCUCAAAUGGGUGGGGGAUAUAUUGAGCACAAUCGAAACCAGUUUGAGCGCAAAUUGAGUGUGAGCGAAAGAGAGCAAAUAAUUGAGUGGAUUUUUAAUUUAACAAAAUGCGGUUCCUGGUCAAAAAGCGUGCCAAAUAAAAUACUAAGCAA